GUCGGAUCUGUCAUAAAGAUUUCUUAAAAUGGCGGAGGUGUUAGCUGUAGUUCUAUUAACAAUUUUAUUUGUAUAUUCAGUUAAUUCUGAUGUUUUGGUUCCAGAAUCGCAUAGAUCUAAAUCCUUAAUAGAGACAUGUACUUCUGAUUGCUUGAAGAAAGUUAAUGUUGAAUCUAAUGAUAUUGGGAAUGCAGAUAGUUGCUCUAGAGGAUGUAGGCUUUUUAUGAUAGCUGCCCUGAUUUCUGAUAAGCAGGAUGCAGAUCAAAAUGCUAGUCGUAAUUCAUGCAAAGAUAUGUGCCAAGAAAGCUAUGGUGUAAAUAAUGUUGAUGUUCUUUCUUGUAAAGUUGGCUGUGAUCUCUCCGUUGUUCAGAAUGUUCAGGUUCCUGUUGUAGCAGAAGUAUCUUGGUCUCUAUUCAUUGAUAAUGGCAACUCAUUACAGAUUUUACAAGGUGAAAUUCCCGAAACUGAUGAUGUUCUUACAGAUCCUGGUUUAAGAUCACAAGUUUCGAGAUUAGAAUCUAUGAGAUUACCUCAAGUUAGCUUAAGAACUUUACCAGUUCAGUAUGGUCACUUCUUCUUCUUCUUUUGCUGUUUGUACUGUGGUCAUGUCUUUCACUUGCAGAUCUCCCACUCCAGUCUGUGCCUUCACAGGAAAAAUUACCACUUGCUUAAGGUAACUUGGUUCUCAACUCUAUUAUCUAUACUUCUACAGAAGAUUUGAAAAUUUCACUUUUUUCCUUAUCUUUCAAUUUCAACUCGUUCUAGUCAGCAUAUUGAGUUAUUAAUAGCUGAAUUUUAGGAUAGGAAACCGCUCUCUUUUAUAUAUAAGUAAUUCUUUGUAACUAUUAUGAGAUUUAUGAAAGACUUUUAUAAGGUUGUGUAUAAAUUAAGUUUAAUUAUUUGUUUUUGGACCAAACAUAGCUGGGCUGGUCCUGGUAGUCAUCUAAAAAGAUAUGUAUUUUAGAUAUUUUAAAGCUUCAUAAACUUUUGAUCUCUGCUUUUUCAAUUGUGAUGUUUCUUGAUAUAGGUUUUAUUAGUAUUUAUGCAUUUUUUUUUCCUUUUGAAUUAAAUUAAUUUUUUUUAUUAUA
Messenger RNA from Nezara viridula (southern green stink bug), 1088 nucleotides. The record is from the annotation of a GenBank genome assembly. NCBI's taxonomy places the organism in Eukaryota, Metazoa, Arthropoda, Insecta, Hemiptera, Pentatomidae.